AUGCUCCUCUCGGAGCUUCCAAAUCCUCGCCGCCCAUGGCGCCCCUGCAUUCGACAAGCCCACCCGCCACGCCCUCGCUACCUGCCUCUGCCCCGCACGCCGACCUCACCCCUACCGAACAGACGCCACCUCCCCCUGUCGCCCUUCGCCACCUCCUCACUCUCCCCGUCCGACGGAUCUGCACUUCCUCCGGCGAAGCAGUUCCCCUCGAGGAAGGUGCUCGGCGAGAGCUGGAGGCGGAAGGCGGUUCCGCCAGGGACGCGCGAGCCCCCGCCGCCGCCCCGGUGGACGGCGAGGCGGCGGGCGAGCGCCGCAUGGCGGAAGGUGGCGUCUUUGGUGCCCAGGAAGGCCAGGAGCGUCUUCUUGCUCAAUCUUCUCGCCCUCAUAUUUGCAAGCAACAUUUCGGUUGUUAAAGACGCCCAGACUAUGUUGGAUCCUGACCUUUUCAAUAUGUUACGCUUCACUAUCGCUGCCAUUCCUUUUGUGCCAUUCUUGCUAAAGUCCCUGAGAGACAUGCAAGUGUUCAUUAGAGGAGUAGAGCUGGGCAUUUGGGUAACCUUUGCUUAUGUAGCUCAGUCUAUCGGGUUAGUCACAGCUGAUGCUGGCCGUGCAUCUUUCAUCUCUGCCCUCACUGUGAUCAUUGUCCCUUUCUUGGAUGGUAUUCUUGGAGCAGAAAUACCUGCAUAUACAUGGCUUGGCGCAUUUUUAUCAGUUGUUGGGGUUGGUAUUCUUGAGCUAAGUGGUUCUCCUCCUUGUGUUGGUGAUCUUCUGACCCUCCUUAGUGCCUUUUGUUUCGCAAUUCAUAUGCUCAGAACCGAGCAUAUUGUCAGAAAUAUAAAGAAAGAGAAUUUCCUAGCCCUUGUCGGAUGCCAGGUGCUUGUUGUAGCUCUUGUGGCGGCAGCCUCGUUUGUUGUUAAAUUCUUCCUCCGGAGUGUAGUACAGUGGAAUUUAAAAUUACGGACAAUAACAGAGUUAUUCAGUGUGAUGGCAUCAUUUCCUUGGCUAGCAAUACUAUACACAGGCAUACUAUCAACUACCUUUUGUUUAUGGGCAGAGGUUGUUGCUAUGCGUGACGUGUCAGCCACAGAGACUGCCAUAAUUUAUGGUCUGGAACCAGUAUGGGGUGCUGCUUUUGCAUGGGUAAUUCAUGGUGAGCGAUGGGGCAUUACAGGACUUGUGGGAGCUAUCUUCAUCAUAGCGGGUAGCUUGAUGGUUCAGAUACUAGGAUCGUUUCUUGAUUUAUCAACAGAGGAUAGUUACCAGAUGGACAGCUAAUACAGAUAUCCGAG
This is a messenger RNA of Lolium rigidum, 1289 nucleotides long. RefSeq lists its product as uncharacterized. NCBI's taxonomy places the organism in Eukaryota, Viridiplantae, Streptophyta, Magnoliopsida, Poales, Poaceae. Bases 1 to 1275 code for a protein of 424 amino acids. The transcript is spliced from 7 exons. Gene Ontology annotation, cellular component: membrane. The record is from RefSeq and is a predicted model, not a curated record.